AAGGCGCUGGCGGGGAGGGUACAUUUUUUUUUUUUUUACAGUGGGUCACCAAGAUUCAACCGUUGCUUUAGGGUGACUUCUUUUGGUAGCCCGCAGCCUCCUAGAAAUGGCUCUCUGUGACUUCCUUCUCCAAAGCAGAGAUAAAGAAAGCAGCUGUAGUAGAAACUUUAUGAGAAGCCACGCUAAAGGCUGACAAAACUUCUCAAGCUCCCAGGGCGCAGGGAUGUGGGCAUAGGUAACACUGGAAAACGCUGGGGUGGCGGAGAGGCAGUUGGGGAGCACUGCCCCUUCAUAUCUUGGGAGGGCGUGGUUUCACCCAGGAAGAAGUGGCAAGUAUAGAAUGCAUGAGCAAGGGAUUCAGCUUGGGCCAACUGGGGAUGAGGGUCGGGGAGCAGAGGGUGACGUAGAAGUGGCAGCCCGAGGCAUCUCACCAGGGCCCUGGCGAGGAUGUGAACAGCACUGUUGAUAGCGCUGAAUUUUAGUUUUGGCUGUACAUAGGUUGGUGUUUAAGGCAAAUAUUAUAAACCCUUCAAUCCACGGUGCGGGCUCAGGUCCACCCACCCCUUCCUCUAAAUCACCCCUUUGGGCAGGACUGAGACGCAUCUGAACUCCAUGGACCUUAAAUCACAAUUGCUUGUAAGCGUCUGGUUUCCAGAAGUUGCAGGCUAGGUGAGCAACUUCCAGGAAAGCAGUGUGGUUCCUCUUUCCCUGCGGGCGGGGCGGGAGGGUAUGCCAUGUGAUGAUGUGCACCUGUGGCCCUUUCCCUCCUUUCUGCCGGGCCGGUCAUCCUGUUGUUCCUCAAGGAGGUUUGUCACUGGCUGGUUGCUGGGGCGAGGGCAUGUGAGACCUCCGGUGGGUGUGCGGGGCCGACGAGGGGAAAUGUCGAGUCAGCAGAUGUGCUUAUGGGAGGUGCUGUGUUUUUUGCCCUUCUAAGCAGGGCAUCUUAGCUUGUUCCUUUGGCAAAGGAUCUCUGAGGCAAAAGCUGGGUCCUAGCCAUGCCUGGCCAGGAGUCAACUCAUGCCACUCAAUUCUCAGGGCUUGCUGCUUUGCACUGUAUUAGUCUGUUCAGGCUACUGUAACAGACUACCAAAGACUGGGUGGCUUAUAAGUCACAGAAAUUCUCAGUUCUGGAGGCUGGGAAGCCCGUGAUCAAGGUGCCAGCAGAUUUGGAGUCUGGCGAGAGCCAGCUCCUUGGUUCAUGAAUGGCAGAAGGGGUGAAGGAGCUCUGUGGGGUGUCUCUUAUUAGACACUAAUCCCAUGCCUGGUGGCUCCAUGCUCAUGACCCAGGCAUCUCCCAAAGACCCCACCUCUUAAUACCGUCACUUUGAGGCUCAGAUCUCAAUCUAUAAAUUUUUUUUGGUGGUGGGGGGGGGAGGACACAAACAUUCAAUCUGUAGCAUGCGCUAAGAAACCAUAAAUUCUGGCUAAGGCUGCCACCAAAAUCUAGUUCUUGUUCCCCUGUGGCUCCCAUUUGCCUCCUUGUCAUGGGAUCUUUCUGCUAAGGUAGCAGAAAGCCAGAACAUUUGAGUCCGUGCUCUUACUGCUUUCCCACGCAGCGCUACACUCCCAUCCAGUCCCCGAGUGAAUGCAUUCUGAGCCUUCUCCAUGCCCCUCACACCCUUCCCUUGCUCUUUCUAUCUUCUUGCUGAGCGUUCUGGUCUAUGCUUCCUCUUGACCCAUCUCACUUCCUGAAACACCCCUGAAGAGGGUUGCUUAUCUGGAUGGAGCUCGAGUGGCCCUCUGGGGGCAGGAGGCAGAGGCCUUGAGCGUGUCCGUCUGCGGAACUAAGAGAAGCGACACUUUCAGAUUCAACCCACAUAGAACUGUCCUUCACGCUUCUGGGAGCCCAGGGAUGUGUGGCCCGCAAAGGGGCGGAAAGUGAUUGCCCCUGGAUGGGCUCUCUCUAAGAAAAGCCGGGGUCUCCAAGGGAGUGUCCCACCAGAGAAGAGAAGAAAUGAGCGAGUCGUGAAUUUUAGACUGUUGCUGCUGCAACUGGACCUCUAGCGAGAUGCCUGGCAAGAGCUAGGCUCCCUGGGCCACGCAGAUCCUGUCAGCACGCUUGGGGAGAGCAAGAUGGCUGUCAAUAGCACUGCCCUAUUGUUGGCCAAGGUUACCUACAUCACCGUGGAGAUUGUCAUCGGGCUCUGUGCCAUCGUGGGCAACGUGCUGGUCAUCUGGGUGGUCAAGCUGAACCCCAGCCUGCAGACCACCACCUUCUAUUUCAUUGUCUCCCUGGCCCUGGCUGACAUCGCCGUUGGGGUGCUCGUCAUGCCUUUGGCCAUUGUCAUCAGCCUGGGCAUCACCAUCCACUUUUAUAACUGCCUUUUCAUGACCUGCCUGCUGCUGAUCUUCACUCAUGCUUCCAUCAUGUCCCUGCUGGCCAUUGCUGUGGACCGAUACCUGCGAGUCAAACUCACAGUCAGAUCCAGGAUUCCUGGGACCCCUGGGCAUGGUUUGUCAUUCCAGUUGAAGGUUGUUCACUUCCUUCCAGUCAUGGGGUCCUUCAUUCUGCUCUUCUGGACUGUCCUUUCAGAUGCCAUGGUCAUGGACGAAAAGGUCAAGGAAAGUUCUGUGCUGGACAUGGCUUCUGCUACCUGCAGCUACAAUACCCACAAUAAGGACCACCCCAAAUACUGGUGCCAAGGCUACUUCCGGGACUACUGUACCAUCAUUGCCUUCACACCCAACAGUACUGACCGCGUGGCCCUGAGGGACACAGGAAGCCAGCUCAUCAUCACUGUGUCCUGCCUGACCAAGGAGGAUGCGGGCUGGUACUGGUGCGGCAUCCAGCGGGACUUUGCCAGGGAUGACAUGGAUUCUACAGAGCUGGUUGUGACUGACAACAGAGGAGGCCUCGCCAGUGAUUUUUGGUCUGGGAAAAACCUAUCAGACAACAAUACCAGAAGCUGCCGGGCUUCAGGAGUGGUCCACAAGGCCGAUCGCUCCAGGAUGUCCAUUCUCAUAAUCUGCAUACUGAUCACGGGCUUGGAGAUCAUCACUAUAAUCAGUCAUUUGUCCAAAAGAAGGAGAAGUCAAAGGAAUAGAAGGGGUAAGUAGCCACUGGGCAGUGGGAAUUAGGGAAAAUGAAAAGGACCAAG
This is a messenger RNA of Callorhinus ursinus (northern fur seal), 3098 nucleotides long. It is a transcript of the gene ADORA3, whose product is annotated as adenosine A3 receptor. Gene Ontology annotation, cellular component: plasma membrane; synapse; dendrite. The record is from RefSeq and is a predicted model, not a curated record. Lineage: Eukaryota; Metazoa; Chordata; Mammalia; Carnivora; Otariidae. Gene Ontology annotation, biological process: G protein-coupled adenosine receptor signaling pathway. Gene Ontology annotation, molecular function: G protein-coupled adenosine receptor activity.